AGCAUUAAUUGGUAACCCUAAUAGGUAUAGUCUGCCAUUUGUUUCGCCAAACAAUAUGCUUGUUACAAUUAUCGGUGCCAGUGGUACAAGCAUUCAGGCGACCUAUGUGUUGAUUUUCCUCAUAUUUGCCCCAAGCUGGAAAGAGAAGGCCAAGAUCUCUGGGAUUCUAUUUCUUCUCUUUCUCAUCUUCUCAACUGUGGCUCUAGUUUCCAUAUUGGCACUCCAUGGCCAUAAAAGGAAGCUUUUUUGCGGCUUAGUUUCUGCAAUUGUGGGCAUCUCUAUGUAUGGUUCUCCUCUCACUAUAAUGAGGCUGGUGAUCAAAACUAAAAGCGUGGAGUACAUGCCAUUAUUCUUGUCAAUAUUUGUUUUCACAUGCAGUAUCACAUGGUUAGUCUACGGAUUGCUUGGAGCGGACCCUUUUAUUUAUGUACCAAACGUGGUCGGAGCUUUGUUAGGAUUAGUGCAACUAAUUUUAUAUGCAGUUUAUCGUGAUAAAAAACAGGAAGUGAAGAAAGAAGCAGCAGAUGAAUCAGUAAAGAUGGAGCUUGAAUAUCCCAAUGAAGAAAAGCUCACUGACGCACAAAAUCAGAAUGCAACCGUACAUUAAUUUGCGUCAAUUUUUCUCUCAACGUAAGGGACAAAUUCUAAUUUAGUGAUUAUCUACAUAUGUAACUUAAUUUUCACUGAACUCCACUUGCCAAAACAAUCAUCAGCCGUACCUUGAAUUCCGAAGGACAAUUAAUGUAAUAACCUACACUCCUAAGAAAAUUGUUAUUCUAUUUUGAACCUUA
Messenger RNA from Nicotiana attenuata, 791 nucleotides. Its product is annotated as bidirectional sugar transporter SWEET1-like. Gene Ontology annotation, biological process: carbohydrate transport. The coding region runs from base 56 to 607 and encodes 183 amino acids. Lineage: Eukaryota; Viridiplantae; Streptophyta; Magnoliopsida; Solanales; Solanaceae. The transcript is spliced from 3 exons. Gene Ontology annotation, cellular component: membrane. Gene Ontology annotation, molecular function: sugar transmembrane transporter activity. The record is from RefSeq and is a predicted model, not a curated record.